Rhipicephalus sanguineus (brown dog tick) is the source of this 2139-nucleotide messenger RNA. RefSeq names its product dnaJ protein homolog 1. Gene Ontology annotation, cellular component: cytosol. Gene Ontology annotation, biological process: negative regulation of transcription by RNA polymerase II. The coding region runs from base 220 to 1338 and encodes 372 amino acids. The transcript has 3 exons. NCBI's taxonomy places the organism in Eukaryota, Metazoa, Arthropoda, Arachnida, Ixodida, Ixodidae. Gene Ontology annotation, molecular function: protein-folding chaperone binding. The record is from RefSeq and is a predicted model, not a curated record.
CACUUAUCGGACACGACGUCACGGAUAGAGUUUUCGAGACGUUUCUGGAAGCUCCCUUUCCAACGUAUAUACCCGUUGACCGCGCAGUUGGCUGCAAAGAAGGAAGAAUCUGCUGUGUUGUGUGUUUCACACGUUGAUACGCUUUUUUUGGAUUACCAGACUCGCAAGAGUACCGACCUUCAUUGACCUACAAGUCUGCCUACUCAACCAAAGUAGACGAUGGGUAAAGACUACUACAAGAUCCUCGGCAUCAGCAAGAGUGCCAACGAGGAUGACAUCAAAAAGGCCUACCGGAAGCUAGCCCUCAAGUACCACCCGGACAAGAACAAGACUCCCGAAGCGGAGGAGAAGUUCAAGGAGGUCGCCGAGGCGUACGAAGUCUUGAGCGACAAGAAGAAGCGAGACGUCUACGACCGAUUCGGCGAAGAGGGCCUCAAGGGCAGCGCCGGGGGUGGAGGUGGCGGUGGAGGACCCAACAUGCCCGGCGGUCAGUCCUUCACCUACACCUUCCACGGGGACCCGCGAGCCACGUUCGCCCAGUUCUUCGGCACCGACAACCCCUUCGAGAGCUUCUUCGGUUUCGGAGGCGGACCGGGGGGACCCGGGGGCAUCAACAUGUUCUUCGGAGGUCCAGGAGGCGGUGGAGACGAUGACAUGGACCUGGACGGAGACCCCUUCGGAGUCCCCAUGGGCGGAGGAGGCGGUAGACCGGGCGCCAAUCCGUUCCGGUCCCAGAGCUUCACGGCGGGCGCGAGACCGGGCAGCGGCGGAAAGGCUCAGGGCAGGCAAGACCCCGCCAUCGAGCACGACUUGCACGUCACACUCGAAGAGGUUCUCCGCGGCUGCACGAAGAAGAUGAAGAUAAGUCGGAAAGUUAUGGGACCGGAUGGUAGGACCCCCAAGCGCGAGGAGAAGGUGCUCACCAUCAACGUGAAACCGGGUUGGAAGGCCGGCACCAAGAUCACGUUUCAGCGGGAGGGUGACCAGCUGCCGGGCACCAUACCGGCCGACAUCGUGUUCAUCAUCCGCGACAAGCCCCAUCCACAGUUCAAGAGGGAGGGAGCUGACAUUCGCUACACUGCCAGGGUCACGCUCAAGCAGGCCUUGUGCGGAGUGACGAUAGAAGUGCCAACACUAACCAAGGGCAAGAUAUCUCUUCCCGUCAAGGACAUCAUCAAGCCCACGACGGUGAAGCGGUUCCCAGGACAGGGCCUGCCGUACCCGAAAGACCCAACGAAGCGCGGAGACCUGCUCGUCGCCUUCGACAUCCAGUUUCCCGACCACCUGUCCGAAAGUGCACGGCAAAUACUCUGGGACACGUUGCCUCCUCACGUCUGAACUCUUGGCAGGAAAGAGGACUUGGUUUUUUCCUAAUAUGCGAAAGCCCACCCCGGACGCUGACAGCUUGUGGGUGGACUCCACAUGUGCAACGACUGGACUGGAACAAAUUUUCCUUUUUCCUGCUUCAAAGUUUAAAGAGAGACCCUCCCUUCCUCACAAGGACCUACUGGUCUGCUACCACAGUGGAUGUCGUAACCAGGCCGACGCUGCCCUCAAAGAGCAACUCUUGCACUGGCACCUUGGCUACUGGGCGGGCACCGUGUGCAUAGUCGAGGGAAGACAGCAGUCGGAGUCGAAUGUGUCUGCGCAGCAAGCCCUCGUAAGAUCUGCAGUUUGGGCGAGUUUGCAGGAACUUGUAAGUGAACAAGUAGAGGCAAGAGACGGCGACACAAGAAGGAACAAGAAUAUUGCUCGUCUGGUCUUCCUGUUCCCUCUUGUGUCCCCAUCUUCUGCGCUACUUGUUCACUUAUGAACAGCAAGCCCGUUGCCUUGUGGGUGCCGCUGCCUCAUCGCAUCCAUAGGAUCUCUCGCCUUCAUACCUUUUUUUUUUUUCUAGUAAGGUUGGCAGAUGUGGCAGCUCCGAUUGCAUUUCACGGUGCAUCAACCCAGUUUUACAAUGAAGUUCCCGAGUGCUGUCGUCAUCUGCCCUUGUACAUAAUGUAAAUAUUAGCGAGCGCGUUUCUUCGUUUUUAUUUUGAUGUGCACAGUCAUGGGCGCCCAAGAUAUGUCUGUGCUACGCUGGUAUUGCUUUGUACAGAGUACCCUUUGUCGGCUGUAAAUAAACACUUUGCUAUGUUG